Molecule: messenger RNA, 1293 nt
Organism: Gasterosteus aculeatus aculeatus (three-spined stickleback)
Lineage: Eukaryota; Metazoa; Chordata; Actinopteri; Perciformes; Gasterosteidae
Gene: znf830
Product: zinc finger protein 830
Biological process (GO): mitotic DNA replication checkpoint signaling; nuclear DNA replication; mitotic DNA damage checkpoint signaling
Cellular component (GO): nucleus; spliceosomal complex
Molecular function (GO): zinc ion binding; nucleic acid binding
Source: RefSeq, a predicted model, not a curated record
ACUCAGCCGAAAGAAAGUAGCUAGCGAGCCAGCUAGCGAGCUGCGUUGUUUUCAAGAAUGGCAUCCUCAAAGAAGGGGAAGAAAAUCGUGAAUCAAGAGGAACUGCGUCGUCUGAUGAGGGCAAAACAAAGACAAACAACAGACAAGAAGCGCGUCGAGUCUCCGUUCGCCAAGUACAACAGUCUCGGGCACCUCAGUUGUAUCCUGUGCAAUGUGCAAGUAAAGUCCGAUCUACUCUGGCCGGCGCAUGUUCUCGGAAAACCGCAUAAAGAGAAAGUUCUCGAGCUGAAGGAAGGAAAGAGUCUCCCAGUGACACCACAGCCUCAACCGGCGAAGAGGAAAGCGCAGGAAAACGAGGACGCCGGCGGGAAACGGGUGAAACCCUCGUCGGGUGCGUCUGCGCCCUCGGGGCUGCCAGGGGAUUUCUUCGAGAACCCCGGCAAGAAGGGAACCGCUUCCGAUGAGAAAUCCGCUGGCCUGAGUCUGCUGGCCGGAGUUUAUGGCGACGAUGACGAAGAUGAUGCCGGCGAGGCAGGUCCCGCGGGAACCACAGACCCCCCUCCUCAAAAAACGGAAUCUGCGGGACUACCCGACGACUUCUUUGACAGCUCCAUCCCGUCCGCGCCCGCCAUCUCCCACUCGGGCUCCGUCCUGAAAGCGGACGUGCAGGAGAAGAGCGCGGAGAAGAAGGACAACACCGCCGAGGCGCUGCCGGAGGGCUUCUUCGACGACCCCGUGAGGGACGCCAAGGUGCGCAAGGUCGACGCGCCCAAAGACCAGAUGGACAAGGAGUGGGAGGAGUUUCAGAAGGAGAUCCGACAGGUGAACACCAAAUCGGAAGCCAUCGUGGCGGAGGACGACGAGGAGGGCCGCUUCGAUCGGCAGAUCGACGAAAUCGAUGAGCAGAUCGAGUGCUACAGGCGCGUGGAGGUGCUGAGGGACAAGCGCGAUGUGGCGAAGAGCAAGGUGGUGCCCAGUGAGGAGGAACCCAUGGAGGUAGAUGGCAGCGGCGAUGAUGAAGAUGAGGAGGAGGAGGAGGAUGAAGAGGUGCUGCUGGGGCUGCUGGCCCAGGACUGGAGGGCUAAAGGGGCACUGGCCUAAACCUCUCUAAAGCUCAUUUAUUCGCCCGCGUGUGUGUGUUUGUCUCUUUGUAAAUAUUUCUGUAAAAGCUUCCUCUCCACACACACUUUGGUGUAUUUCAGACUGGAUUAAAUGUGAUGUGAAGCGUUAUUGUAAACCAGUGUUGGGACAAGAUUUCUCAGUUGAUGACUUAAAGUUGGACGACAAAUCAAA